Messenger RNA from Chelonoidis abingdonii (Abingdon island giant tortoise), 2390 nucleotides. Lineage: Eukaryota; Metazoa; Chordata; Testudines; Testudinidae. The record is from RefSeq and is a predicted model, not a curated record.
CCGGGACUGUGAUUCCUUAGCCAUGUCACAUGACAAGGGCUGGGGUCUUGCUCCUGCUCCCGUUUUCUUUGCAGGGCCGCUGCUGGUUCGGGCCGUCGGCUCUCCGCGGCUUCUGUUCCUAGCCCAGCCAGGCUGGAACCAGCUUCCUGCGACGCUCCAAACGCCAAGUCCUGAGCCGGAGACUAAAGGAUUUCCAAUUAUCAAACCAGAGAUGAUCUCCCGCAUGGAACAGAAGGAAGAGCCGUUAAUCCCCUCUCUCCAGGGCUACGAGGAAACAGUGAUACCAAAUGGCACAGGUGAUGGGAUUGUGAGUGAGAAUGGGGAGGAGAAUCUGCACCAGGACAGUCAUGAGUCAGUGGAAUCACGUGACACAUUAUCAGAAGCAUCCCAAAGGAAUAUUUCCCAGAGUCCUGAGCAGGAUAAAGCCUGUGAGGGUCAGCACAGAUCAGAAAGGCAUCAAAGAACUCCUCCAGGGAAGAGACGAUGUAAAUCAACCGCAUGUGAAAUAGGUUUUAGGAAACUGCCAGACAUUAUCCAGCUGGGAAAUCCCAAAAUGGAGAAACCAGUAAUAUGUAAUGACUGUGGGAAAAGCUUCCGGCUGAGAUCAAACCUCAGACAGCAUCAAAGGAUUCACACCGGAGAGAAACCCUUUGGAUGUGCCGAGUGUGGGGAAAGUUUCCGGCAGCGCUCGCACCUUAUUCAGCAUAAGACAAAGCACACGGGGGACAGACCCUAUGAAUGUACCGAGUGUGGGAAAAGCUUCAGUAUGAGCUCAAAACUCAUUCGGCAUCAGAUAAUCCACACAGGAGAAAAACCCUAUAAAUGUGGUGAGUGUGGCAAGAGUUUCAUUGGGAACUCACAGCUUAUCCUGCACCAGAGAGUGCACACAGGUGAGAGACCCUACAAAUGUGGUGAUUGUGGGAAGAGCUUCAGUGUGAGCUCAGCUCUUACUCAACAUUAGAGAACGCACACUGGAGAGAAACCUUAUGAAUGUGCCGAGUGUGGGGAAAGCUUCCGGCAGCGCUCGCACCUUAUUCAGCAUCAGAGAAUCCAUACGGGUGAGAGACCUUAUGAGUGUUCCAAGUGUGGGAAGAGUUUCAGUGUGAGCUCUGCCCUCAUUCAGCAUCAGAGAUUCCACACAGGGGAAAGACCUUAUGAAUGUGCUGAGUGUGGGAAAAGCUUCACAGUGAGCUCACACCUCAUUCAGCACCAGAGAGUCCACACAGGGGAAAAGCCCUACGAAUGUGCUGACUGUGGGAAAGGCUUCCUUUGGAGAUCAGCCCUUCUUCGACAUCAGAGAAUCCACACAGGACAGAAGCCCUAUGAGUGUACUGAGUGCGGGGAAAGCUUCCGUCAGAGCGCACACCUUAUUCAGCAUCAGAGAAUCCACACUGGGGAGAAACCCUAUGAAUGUGCCAACUGUGGGAAGGGCUUCACUGUGAGCUCUGCCCUCAUUCGACAUCAGAGAAUCCACAUGGGAGGGAAACCCUAAAAAUGGGCUGAAAGCUUCAUGUCAGAUAUCCCUCCAGAGUCUCCCAAUAGCUAGUAGCCAGGCAUGUUUCUUGCUUUGAUUCCAUAAGGCUCUUCUCUUUUCACAGAGAAUGAAAAAUGCCUUGUUGAGGAUGGUCAAGUUAAACAAAGAGGAAAUGUUGGUGCAGGGAGAUGAGUCAUGCAGGGGCCUGAGGUGUGGAGAGGAAUGUAUGGUGGGAGCCAGAGCCAGAGACCAGGAGGCGCUGUGGGCAGCGGGAGGAUGGAGCAUUUGGAGAGAAAAGAGAAGCUGUUAGUAUAAUUGGAGAGAAGUACCCCAUGAGAACCAGGGCUGGAACUAACAAGGACUGUGCCAGGGGAAAGGACUGGUCCCAGCAUCAUUGGUUCCCCAUGUGGAGAAGCAGGAAGGGGUAGCGAUCCGAGGGCUUGAUGAGUCUCGGCAGUCUCUCCGUCAUAUCAUGAAUCCUAGCUCCAGACAAGCAGCACCCUUCUCUGUUUUCCUGGUCAGGAUGGCAGAUAGAUGACUCAGUCCCCAUUAGGAUCUUGGGAUCUUGGUAGGAUUUAUCAAAUGAAGAUCUCAAUCCCUUUUGUUUCAAUGACUGAAUUCCCAGAUUUUUGGUCAUCUGUUAUAAAUUUCAACUUUGCCAGUAUUCCAAGACUAUUUCCAAAUAGUUUUGGUGGAAGCAGGUGCUAUUCCUGUACACAGAUGCUCAGAUUUCCUCCCAAUAAAUGCUGCCAUAUUGUCAAUGACAGACAGUAUAUAAGUAUUGCCUUCAGAGGUGAAAGUAAGCUGGUCCAGGAUGGUACGGUUUACUGGCAAGAGCCAAUACACAGCUGACCAUACUGGCAGGGGGCAGCUUCCCCAGGCGGGCAAUUUAAAAGGGUCCUGGGCUCCCAGCAGU